Danaus chrysippus (African queen) is the source of this 615-nucleotide messenger RNA. NCBI's taxonomy places the organism in Eukaryota, Metazoa, Arthropoda, Insecta, Lepidoptera, Nymphalidae. The record is from the annotation of a GenBank genome assembly.
AUGGGCGCUUACAGAUAUAUUCAAGAGUUGUAUCGUAAAAAGCUGAGCGAUGUUAUGCGUUUUCUCUUGCGUAUCAGAGUUUGGCAAUACCGCCAGUUGACUCGCAUGCACCGCGCUCCUAGGCCUACUAGGCCCGACAAAGCUAGGAGGUUGGGAUACCGCGCUAAACAAGGUUUCGUCAUCUUCAGAAUCCGUGUUCGCCGUGGUGGCCGCAAGCGCCCAGUCGCUAAGGGAGCCACUUAUGGCAAACCUAAGAGCCACGGUGUCAACCAACUGAAACCAACCCGCAACCUACAGUCUAUUGCUGAGGAGCGUGUUGGCCGUCGUUGUGGAGGUCUCCGCGUACUUAACUCAUACUGGGUAGCUCAAGAUUCCUCCUACAAAUACUAUGAAGUGAUCCUCGUUGAUCCUUCACACAAGGCUAUUCGCCGCGAUCCUAAGAUCAACUGGAUCGUGAACGCUGUACACAAGCACCGUGAGAUGCGUGGUCUUACAUCCGCUGGCAAGAGCUCGCGUGGUCUUGGCAAGGGUCAUCGUUACUCUCAAACCAAGGGAGGAUCACGCCGCGCCGCCUGGAUCAGGCGCAACACACUGCAACUCCGCCGCAAGCGAUAA